GUUACGCGCCCGUCCCAGGCUGAGGAAGCACCAAAUGAUUAGCCAGUUAGCCUUAAAACAAUUGACUCAUUCUUGUCAUAGUAUUUCGCGGCACUCGAGCGCAGUAUGCCUAAACAUUGAAUGAAUACAUUUACACAGUAACGCUAACAAAAUGUCUGGCUCUGCACCUCCAACCCCGCCGGACGAAGGCUCUGACACGUGCAGGCUGGCUGCCUUUCUUCCUCCCGGCUAUCAAGCCUUCAAACCGGAGGACCAUGGCCUAGACCGCAGCUUUCGGCUAACGGCCUUCUCCGACCUGAAAGGAUGAGGCUGUAAAGUCCCUCAGGAGGCUCUGCUCAAACUCCUGGAGGGACUUGAGCCCGAUCGUCCGGGUGUAGCGACCGGAGAGGACGGCGGCCCGGCGGCAGGUGCCGGCGAUGAGACGUCGGAAUUCGGUCAGCUCUCUGCUGCUCAUGGACCCCGACUAGGUAUUGGCUUGGACUCCUGUGUCAUUCCCCUGAGGCAUGGGGGUCUAUCCCUGGUCCAGACCACAGACUUCUUUUACCCCCUGGUAGAGGACCCAUACAUGAUGGGUCGAAUAGCGUGCGCUAACGUGCUGAGUGACCUCUACGCCAUGGGCAUCACAGAGUGUGACAACAUGCUGAUGUUACUCAGUCUCAGUCAGAAGAUGAAUGAGAAGGAGAGGGAGCAGGUGAUGCCACUAAUGAUAAAGGGUUUCCGUGACGCCGCAGAAGAAGGCGGGACUUCCGUUACGGGCGGCCAAACUGUUAUCAAUCCCUGGAUCAUCAUUGGGGGUGUGGCAACCGUGGUGUGCCAGCCCAAUGACUUCAUCAUGCCAGACAGUGCGGUUCCUGGGGAUGUGCUAGUUCUCACCAAACCUCUGGGCACACAGGUGGCAGUCAAUGCCCAUCAAUGGCUGGACCUGCCAGAUAAGUGGAAUAAGAUCAAACUGGUCAUAUCUAAAGAGGAAGUUGAACAGGCCUACCAGGAAGCCAUGCUCAACAUGUCCACCCUCAACCGCACAGCCGCGUCACUCAUGCACAAGUUCAAUGCACACGCGGCCACCGACAUCACAGGCUUCGGCAUCCUGGGCCACGCCCGUAACCUGGCACAGCAGCAGCGCAGCGAGGUGGCCUUCGUCAUCCACAACCUGCCCAUCAUCGCCAAGAUGGCCGCCGUCAGCAAGGCCUGCGGCAACCUCUUCGGCCUGCUGCAGGGCACCUCCUCCGAGACAUCAGGUGGCUUGCUGAUCUGUCUGCCUCGUGAGCAGGCAGCGCGGUUCUGUGCGGAGAUGAAGGCGAGUCGUCAGGGUCCCGGUGUGGGGGUCCCGGGCCCCGAUGCCGGUGGCGAGGGCCAGCAGGCCUGGAUCAUCGGCAUCGUGGAGAAGGGCAACCGCUGCGCCCGCAUCAUCGACAAGCCCCGUAUUAUCGAGGUGCCGCCCCGCGGCACAGUCUCCGAGGGCAACAACAACAGCACCAGCCCCCCACCCCCUGUGCAGAGUCCACCCGUGUCCUAGGGCCAUGGGAGCGCCCCCUUCCCUCCACUUUUCCCUCAUCCUGCCAUCUUCAUCAUAACGCAGUAGAAGUGCUUUUCUCACCUCCCUGUUGUGUAGUCACAGGGUGAAGUCUCCAUUUGAAGCCUUUUAACAAUCAGUCAUCAUCAAAUCUGAGUCUAAUAUGCUUUAGUGGUUUCUUUCCCAUAUCUCAUCUUUUAUCUUUUGGCAUCUGACUUUUCUUAUUUCUUCCUCUGUCCCUUUUUGCACCCUCUCUUUUGUGUGUGUGUGUGUGCGUGUGUGCGUGGUCAUUUCUGGGUGUGUUAUGCCCGGGCUGCAUGUAUGCUCGUUUGUGUGCAUCCAGAGUGUAUGCAUCAGUCAGUGCACAGAAGACAUCUUGCCUGGUCUUUGUGCACUGAGGAUAUUGUCUGACAUUUCUGUGUGUGUGUGUGUGUGUGUGUGUUGAUACAGCCACUUGUGUUUGGGUCUCAACCUGCUGUCCAUUUUGUCUCCCUGUUCAGCCGAUGGGUUGAGAGCGACAGACCAAAAAUUCUUUCUUUUUUCCUGGUGGGAGUCGGAAUGGACAGCACUCAGGCCACUUUCCCCUUCGCUUCUCCUCUGUCCUCUUCUGUCCAAUGUCCCUCUCUGCUUUCCGUACCUUGAAGCACCAUUUCUUGCCAUCCGCACUAUGUGUAUAUGUGGGGACGUAUGGUUAUCCAGGUGUGCAUUUGUGUCCUGCGAGGUCAUCUUUCCGUUUCCCUUGUCCUUCUUCGAAUGACUAUCUGUACAUCGUUCGGAUCCCCCACCCCACCUCACCACUGACGCUAACAGAGGGGGUGACAACGGGAAGAGGAGUGUGUUUGUCUUCCUGUGAAUGUGUGUUCCUUUCACUCACCUCCCUUCACUUCUUUGACCCCACCCAUCCACCCACCCCUAUUUACCAGUCAAUGCUGGGCACUGAGUGAACCUGUCUUGAGUGUAAGGGAGGGAGAGGGAGAAAGGGGGGGGGGGGUCAUGCUCGUUAGCCAUGUCUGGCUCCAAACCUCCUAAGUCAGCUCAGUCAGGAGCUCUCUGUGUGUUGGCAGACGCCAAGCUUUUGUUUCCGUUCCUUCCCUUCCUUCGUUUUUCCACCGUGAGAGAUCAUAACAUUCCGUCAGUUUUCUUAAUUGACCGUGAUUUUAGACGAGAACUUAAUCCUUCCGUGACAAUCGAGAAAGCUGUUGAGGGUUUUAUUUUUCAUUCUUCCAACGUAUUUGGAAGUGAUUAAAGUGAUGUGAAAUGUGCUGAGACUAUGAUGUGAUUAUGAAAAAGUGAAGGGCCCAUAGGAAUCUCAGGCGUGGAUCCUCUGACCCAAUGCAUUAUAAUUUAUUGACUCUUUGAAUGGUACCCAUUUCCUGGACUUAAUUGUGUCUUUUCAAUUGAGAAUCAAAACAUCCAGGAUGAGAAUCAACAUCUUGUGAAAAUGCUGAAGACAUCAAAUUACCUGACAAGGAUAAACAGAAAAAAACGUACCACCUCAUAUGAGUAAACUGGUGUGCUUGUUUCCAUCCCGUAUAUCAAUUUGGUAUCCGAUGAAAAGAAAAAAGAUAUCCGAUGAAAAAAAAAAAGAAAAAAAAAACUUGAA
Molecule: messenger RNA, 3116 nt
Organism: Alosa sapidissima (American shad)
Lineage: Eukaryota; Metazoa; Chordata; Actinopteri; Clupeiformes; Clupeidae
Gene: sephs3
Product: selenophosphate synthetase 3
Exons: 8
Biological process (GO): L-selenocysteine biosynthetic process
Cellular component (GO): cytoplasm
Molecular function (GO): ATP binding; selenide, water dikinase activity
Source: RefSeq, a predicted model, not a curated record